This is a messenger RNA of Schistocerca cancellata (South American locust), 903 nucleotides long. RefSeq lists its product as uncharacterized. NCBI's taxonomy places the organism in Eukaryota, Metazoa, Arthropoda, Insecta, Orthoptera, Acrididae. Bases 1 to 903 code for a protein of 300 amino acids. The record is from RefSeq and is a predicted model, not a curated record. The transcript has a single exon.
AUGAACUGCAGAUUGAAACUGAAGAAACUGCAAAAAGGUGGGAAUUUAAGGAGAUGGGACCUGGAUAAACUGAAAGAACCAGAGGUUGUAGAGAGUUUCAGGGAGAGCAUAAGGGAACAGUUGACAGGAAUGGGGGAAAGAAAUACAGUAGAAGAAGAAUGGGUAGCUCUGAGGGAUGAAGUAGUGAAGGCAGCAGAGGAUCAAGUAGGUAAAAAGACGAGGGCUAAUAGAAAUCCUUGGGUAACAGAAGAAAUAUUGAAUUUAAUUGAUGAAAGGAGAAAAUAUAAAAAUGCAGUAAAUGAAGCAGGCAAAAAGGAAUACAAACGUUUCAAAAAUGAGAUCGACAGGAAGUGCAAAACUGCUAAGCAGGGAUGGCUAGAGGACAAAUGUAAGGAUGUAGAGGCUUAUCUCACUAGGGGUAAGAUAGAUACUGCCUACAGGAAAAUUAAAGAGACCUUUGGAGAAAAGAGAACCACUCGUAUGAAUAUCAAGAGCUCAGAUGGAAACCCAGUUCUAAGCAAAGAAGGGAAAGCAGAGAGAUGGAAGGAGUAUAUAGAGGGUCUAUACAAGGGCAAUGUACUUGAGGACAAUAUUAUGGAAAUGGAAGAGGAUGUAGAUGAAAAUGAAAUGGGAGAUACGAUACUGCGUGAAAAGUUUGACAGAGCACUGAAAGACCUGAGUCGAAACAAGGCCCCGGGAGUAGACAACAUUCCAUUAGAACUACUGAUAGCCUACCCUCUGGUGAGCAAGAUGAAUGAGACAGGCGAAAUACCCUCAGACUUCAAGAAGAAUAUAAUAAUUCCAGUCCCAAAGAAAGCAGGUGUUGACAGAUGUGAAAAUUACCGAACCAUCAGUUUAAUAAGUCACGGCUGCAAAAUACUAAAAAGAAUUGUUUACAGAUGA